UACCGUAACAAGCAAAUGAUAAAAUAGUAGCCAUCUUUGAUUUGACAGAUAUAUUGGCCAGCAUAAAUCUAGAGUGUAAACAUCAAAAAUAGAUCUACAUCACAGUACCCAUGGCUAGAUCAAACGUUCGUUAUGAAGUGCUUCCGUCUGAGGAACAGAAUGUCCCAGCAGAACCAGUAGCAAUGACUAUGAUUAUACCACCACCAGGAUAUACUGAAAGUGCCGUCAUGGAGCAGCAAGGGGAUAUUCCAGCUUAUGGUCCAGCUAAAUUGCCUAAUUACUUGGAUGCCACAACUCUACCCACCUAUGAAGAGGCAGAGAGGUCUAAGCUGGAGCAGGAAGCUGCUGCUGUCUCAAGUGGUCCGACACUUUCUGAAUGUGAAGGCGGAAGGCUGACAGGGUCAGAUGGUAUACCUGAAAUAGCUAUUGGCACAGAUGGGAUGUUCAUUUGCACAUUCUUGAUUUCCUUCCUUUUCAACUGGCUUGGUUUCCUACUGUCUCUCUGCUUAUCAAACACCGUUGCUGGGAGAUGUGGUGCUCUAUCAGGGCUCGGCUUAUCCAUAGUCAAAUGGGUGGUCAUUGUGAAGCACAACAAUUGGGGCAACAAUGUUGCAGAUGCAGAUUCUUGGCUGUGGUGGCUUCUAGUUCUUUGUGGCUUUUUACUUUUCGUCAGAGGAUCAAUUCAGUAUGUCAGAGUAAAGUACGAGUGGGCUCGCCUCAGUGGACACAUUCGUCAUUUUAGGUUAAUUUAGACAAAAGUUGUCUCCAUUCAUUCAAGAAAUAUGAUGCUUAAAUAAUUGAUGUAGUCUUCUCUCUAGCUACCCAUAUCAAAUCCUAUUUAUGUGCUUUGGGUUUUUUUUAUUAUUAGUGGUCUUUAUCUUACUUGGUUAAGGUAUUACUACUCCCUCAAUUGUUUGUUUCAGAAAUUUUAGUUUUCCUCCCUUAACCGUAUAAAAAUAAAACUGUCCAAUUUUGUUUUGAGUGCCAAAACCUUGAAGCAAAGUUCUAAAAAGUAUGUUUUUUUUUUUAAGUUAAGAACAAUCCUCAUACACUGUAUGGUAGGCUCUAUAUAUUUUGUAAAAUAAAUUAUUGGAUGUACAUUUUUUU
Physella acuta is the source of this 1107-nucleotide messenger RNA. Its product is annotated as NEDD4 family-interacting protein 1. Gene Ontology annotation, cellular component: endoplasmic reticulum; Golgi apparatus; perinuclear region of cytoplasm. Lineage: Eukaryota; Metazoa; Mollusca; Gastropoda; Physidae. Gene Ontology annotation, molecular function: WW domain binding. Gene Ontology annotation, biological process: metal ion transport; vacuolar transport; ubiquitin-dependent protein catabolic process. The record is from RefSeq and is a predicted model, not a curated record.